Fimicolochytrium jonesii is the source of this 1274-nucleotide messenger RNA. Its product is annotated as CRAL-TRIO domain-containing protein. The record is from RefSeq and is a predicted model, not a curated record. The coding region runs from base 324 to 1199 and encodes 291 amino acids. The transcript has 3 exons. Lineage: Eukaryota; Fungi; Chytridiomycota; Chytridiomycetes; Spizellomycetales; Powellomycetaceae.
UUCCGCGGAUCCAGGACAUAUAGGUAACGCGCGCGACUGUUUAUCACGAUGACUGACUGGAUGGGCAUUGAACUUUUCCUUUCGCCAAAUUCACAGAUAACUUGACUAAGGGGCAGGAGGAGGUAAGGAGUCGGCUAGGUACAGUCGAACGAGCGGCCGCUUCCGUUUGUAAAGCCGUUUGCAGGGCCGGUAACCUUGUGCACGUAUAGGCACUCCGUCAAUUCUGGGUCUCGUUAUUUGACUCCAUAUCAUCGUCCCCUGACCCCGAGCGGCUAACGGAGGAGCUGUGGCUAGCCUGUGCGGAAGACCGGCCGUGCACGCUCAUGCUCCGGUACCUGCGAGCGAGGAAAUGGGACGUGGCCAAGGCCGUUGCGCAAACGGUUGCGACACUGAAGUGGAGGGUGGAAUUCGGAGUGAGCAAAGUUUUGGCGCUGGGAGAGCGAGCGUGUGAUGUUAAGGAGUUGGAGAGUGGCAAGACGUACUUUCAGGGAAGGGAUAAGGAGGGGCGGCCUUGCUGCUACGUCCACGCAGCCCUCCACGACAAAACAAUAACCGACCGUGCCCUCGGCAAAAACCUGACCGUCCUCACCUUGGAAACCGGCCGGUUCCUCCUUGAGCCGCCUCAAGAAAUGGCCACCAUCGUGUUCGACAUGACUAACUUUGGACUCAAGAAUAUGGAUUACGAGUUUGUCAAGUUCCUGCUGCAGUGCAUGCAGGAUUUCUACCCCGAGUCGCUUGGAAAGGCUCUUGUCGUCAACGCGCCGUGGGUGUUCAACGGCUGUUGGGCGAUUAUCAAACCGUGGCUGGAUCCGGUGGUCGUGUCAAAGAUCCAUUUUGUGAAGGUGGACGAGUUGCCCAAGCAUAUUGAUGUUGCGCAUUUGCCGGAGAAAUUGGGAGGGAAAGCGAAGGAUUACGCGUACGUUCCACCAAGCGAAGCCGAUGAGGCGGAAUACCAGAGGCUAAGGGCAGAUAAGGAUGGGGAAGCGAAAGCGUGGACUGCGUUUAGGAACGCAUAUACGAAGUUCGACAAAGUGACGCUGCAGUGGGCGAAAGGUGAUGCGGGGAAGUUGGAGGAAAAGCCGGAAGCCGAGAAAGAGCUGAAGUUGACGUACAAUGAGCUGUCUCCGUAUAUCAGGACAAGAACCAUCGUUCACCGCCGCGGUUUGCUAAACGACCCUGCGUUCCCACCUCAUGCGUAAUCUCACUCCCCUUAUUUCGAGUCACCUCAUUUCAGGCGUUACUUUUUAGAAUGCAGACUUCACCCUAGAGCCUCC